AUGCGGAACUCCUCCUCUCCGGACUGCCUGCACGGGCGCGCCGCGCGCCUCUCUCUCGCGGCCGUUUACGCGCUGCUGUGCGCGGGUGGCCUCGCGCUCAACCUGGCCGUGGUGUGCGUGGUGGGGGGCUUCAGGAAGCUGCGCACGGCCAGCAACGCCUUCAUCGUCAACGGCUGCGUGGCGGACCUGCUGGUGUGCGCCGUGUGGAUGCCGCAGGAGGCCGUGGCCGUGUCCACCGGGGGCGGGGUGGGUCCCCCGGCCCUGCGCGCGCUGCGCGAGGCGCUGCUGCUGCUGGGCAUCACCGUCUCGCUCCUCUCGCACUCGCUGAUCGCCGUCAACCGCUACGUGCUGAUCACCAAGAGCCCCGGCACGUACCAGGCGCUGUACCAGAAGAGGCACACGGAGUGGAUGAUAGCGGGCUCGUGGCUCAUCUCUCUCGCCUCCCUGUUGCCCUGGAUCACGGGCUUUGGGUCCAGGAAUGAGGGGUGCAGGGAUGCAGCAGCAUCAGCAUUGGCAUCUUUAUCAUCAGCAUCAGUGUCAGCAUCGUCCUUAGCAACGGCAGCAUCAGCAUCAAUAUUAUCAGCAUCAGCACCACCAUUGAUAUCAUCUGCAUCCCCAUCACCGUCAUCAUCAGCAUCUGUAGUAGCGACAGUAUCUUCAGCAUUAGCAUCCUCAGCAUCAGUAUCACCUGCAUUAGCAUCACUGUCACCAGCAUCAGUACCACCAGCAGCAUCCUCAGCAUCAGCACCAGCAUCCUCAUCAGCAUCCUUCACCAUGGGCCUGCCGCUCCUGGCCCAUCCGCCCUCAGCCGGCACCCUCGCCCUGACCAUCCUGGGCCAGACGGCCGUGGUCCUGUACUGCUACUUCAAGAUCUUCCGCCGCGUGCAAAGCAGCGUGAAACGCGUGAGCGUCCUGAACUUCCAGCUGGUCAACAGCCUCCCCUGCGCCUUCCCCCGCAAGGACAGGCGCCUGGGCCUCUGCGUACUGGCCGUGUGCUUCGUGUUCCUGCUGACCACCCAGCCCGUGUGCUGGACGCUGGCUGCGGCCAUGUUCACCCGCGUGCCCGGGCCGCUCUGGACCUUCUCCUGGCUCCUCUUCUGCACCGUGUUUGUGUGCAACCCGUUCCUGUACACGUGGAAGAACGAGGAGUUCCGGCGGUCUCUGAGGUGCGUGGUGAGGGGAGAGUUGUGGAGGGGGUCCACUGUGGGAGUGGAGCCCAGCACGGUCAGCAGCAUCUCACACCUGCUGCCCCGCCAGAGCAGCCGCAGGGCUUUUCUGAGCCAGGCUAACUGAGCCCAGUCCUGCAGUACCUUCCACUCAGUCACAUUCUUAAUGAUCAUUAUCCUGAUGGUGAUGAAGAUGAUAAUGCUGAUAGUGAUGAUGAUGGUUAUAAUAAUGAUAAAGAUGAUGAUGGUGAUGGUGAUUAUAAUGAUAUUGGUGA
Colossoma macropomum (tambaqui) is the source of this 1441-nucleotide messenger RNA. It is a transcript of the gene gpr88, whose product is annotated as G protein-coupled receptor 88. Gene Ontology annotation, molecular function: G protein-coupled receptor activity. The record is from RefSeq and is a predicted model, not a curated record. The coding region runs from base 1 to 1293 and encodes 430 amino acids. The transcript has a single exon. Gene Ontology annotation, cellular component: membrane. NCBI's taxonomy places the organism in Eukaryota, Metazoa, Chordata, Actinopteri, Characiformes, Serrasalmidae. Gene Ontology annotation, biological process: G protein-coupled receptor signaling pathway.